CAAUCGGGACCAUUAACAGGUGGGAAAAUAGACGCUGGACCAGAAGAUAUUGAAGAAGAAGAGAAGCGACAAAAGACACAAUGUCAUGCUUUAUUUCUUAAAGAAGGGCCCGUAUAUAUUUAUCCAACGUUUUUUGGAUACACUUGUCUAAAAGGAGCAAGACAAUUUGUUGUUAGUGUAGCAACAAUAAGCCUCGCUCAUCCGACUUGGUUUCCUAUAACUAUUUAA
Paraglomus brasilianum is the source of this 228-nucleotide messenger RNA. The record is from the annotation of a GenBank genome assembly. Lineage: Eukaryota; Fungi; Glomeromycota; Glomeromycetes; Paraglomerales; Paraglomeraceae.